Molecule: messenger RNA, 1239 nt
Organism: Haemonchus placei
Lineage: Eukaryota; Metazoa; Nematoda; Chromadorea; Rhabditida; Trichostrongylidae
Source: the annotation of a GenBank genome assembly
AUGAUUGAUUUAGAUGGCUCGCUUACUCUUAUCGAAUAUCGAGCGAUGGGAUCAAUUGCCCAUCUCGAAACAAACCGUCUUUCGAUUUCAGGCCUGGAUUCGGAAAGUGUGCCAUCGCCAACUCCACCGCCACAAUUUCGUCAGACGACACCGUUGUCGGGAACGAACUCCACCGGCUUGAGCGAGAUGACAUCAGUCUCUGGAAGUCCGGCACUCUUGCUUCCACCACAGGCUCCACAAGCACAACCACUGCCGCCACCCGCUGCCGCUGCUGCUGCAGCUGCCCAACAACAACAACAACAGCAACAACACGGUACCCAACAUGACGUGAAAGGUCAGCCUUAUCCUCUGGCAGCAGCCAAUCAUGGCGCUGACUCAAUUCAGAACAAACUAACUAGCUACAGUGCCUGUUUAGUGUCGGAUAUGCUACCCGGUUACUCGCCAUGGAUGCGAAAUGCUGGACGAAAGAAAUCUCAUCCGGUUUGGGAAUUCUUCAAGGAUCUCAAGGAUACUAAUGGUGUGGGCGGAGUUAUCUGUCUGCACUGUUCAUGGCAAGGCGAUGAUCGCAGUCCGAACAAUCUACGUACACACCUCAAAAAGUUCCACUCAUCUGAUGGGGUAUUCGCCAGAUUCAGCGAAAAACUAGCACAGGUGAGUAUCUUAUGUCUGUCGCUACUUCUGUCCUCCCUGUAUUCGAUGGACGCGUCUCCAUCGACGUCGUCAAUGGCCGAUGACGUGAUGGCGGUCGACGUCCUGUCAUCGCUUCUGAAUCCGUUCGACUCGUCGUCGAACGAUGUAAAGAAGAAAGGACAGAAGAGCGCGAAAACAUGCAAGAAAUCAUCCGAGAUUUGGGAUCAUUAUCGUCUCCUGAAUGAGAAUCAGAACGUGGAAUGUGUGUACUGUUGGAAAGUACUGAAACGUGGUGAUAGCAGUACAAAAAGUAUGUGGGGACAUAUGACGGCAUUCCAUCAGGAUGUUCUGGAUGAUAAGCAAAGUCGAAAGAAACUUCGCGUAAUGGCUGUCGAACCAAUCGAACGGAAAAAGUACACGACAACGGAUGCCGAGGUGGGUGGAGCGCUGUUUAGCGAGUGUGGGAGGCUGUUUUUCUGGAAUCGGGAAUCAAUUUAUUCUUACUGUACUUUCACAAAUGUCUCAGAGAGCGUGCAGUUUAUUGUGUUACCUUUAUACUUGCCUGUUUGUUUUUUCACUUCCAAUCAAUACACCACCAAAAAAAUGUGA